UUAAUUCAGACAGUUCAGCUCUGGUAGCAUUCACUUCGAUUAAAAAAGCCUCGCGAGAAUCUCUUUGGCUUCUCGUCUCGUAUCCGAUAUAUCGAAUGCCUUCAAUGAAUAUGGAAGAUGCGGCCUUGGAUCUACAGCUCUCACGAAUCAUUUCCGCCGUCGAACAGACCACGAUAUUCACAACCAUUGUACCGAAGCCAACUGCCCAAUCAGAGGGUACGACAACUGCAGAUUCACCUGUUGUUACAGUUACACAGGAAAGCAACUCAGAUAAUGGCUCGUCUGGUCUGCCUGGAACCAAGAUCUUUGGAGCACUUGAGAUUAUCAUUGCUCUUGGUGUGCUAGCUGGUAUAUUGCUUCUCAUCAUGAGCAUCAUUCUAUGUGACCGACGAAGAAAAUCCAAGCGAAAGCGAGCAGCCGAGAGAGCUCAGAACAGAAUGACAGAUAAGAGUGAACCAAUAGAAGGACACCAACAACCAUCAGGAGCACGGUUGCCAGAGUCAAUAUGGCCCAGGAUGGCGGACAAGAACCAAGCUGUUCAUGAUUACUGGCACAGUGAAACGUUACGGCAGAAACAAGGCUGGAAUCAAGGACAACAAGCUGGCGUGCAACAGGGUCUACCUAGAUAUGGAUAGCUUCGAUAACCAAUUUGACACGUGCACGGAGAAAAGUAGUAACAG
Fusarium oxysporum Fo47 is the source of this 680-nucleotide messenger RNA. RefSeq lists its product as uncharacterized. The record is from RefSeq and is a predicted model, not a curated record. The coding region runs from base 96 to 635 and encodes 179 amino acids. The transcript is spliced from 2 exons. Lineage: Eukaryota; Fungi; Ascomycota; Sordariomycetes; Hypocreales; Nectriaceae.